This is a messenger RNA of Heteronotia binoei (common prickly gecko), 2126 nucleotides long. RefSeq names its product putative ferric-chelate reductase 1. The record is from RefSeq and is a predicted model, not a curated record. NCBI's taxonomy places the organism in Eukaryota, Metazoa, Chordata, Lepidosauria, Squamata, Gekkonidae. The transcript is spliced from 17 exons. Gene Ontology annotation, molecular function: oxidoreductase activity, acting on metal ions. Bases 93 to 1982 code for a protein of 629 amino acids.
CACAGGAUUGAAACGCCACUGGAGCAUGCUGGCGGCUGCAAUUACAAAUCCAGUACUGUUCUGCUUUGCAUCCAAUCAAGAAAGGGACUGAGAUGGAAACAUGGCCUGGUCUGUUUCUAUUUUUGGAAGUGUUUUCUUCAACAGUCCUGAGCUACCCAAAUGGGAAAAUUGGUAUGGCCUGUAAUUCUAUGUUACCCAUGCAUGGGACUUCUGCUCCACAGACCUCCCAACCACUAUAUGCCAUCUCUGUCUCUAGCACAACGUUUAACCCUGGUGAUGAGAUCACAGUAUCUCUAGCAGCGAUGAAUGACUCCAGUUUUAAGGGAUUUUUACUACAGGCCCAAGCAAUUGGAGGAACCGUCCCUGUUGGUGUUUUUCAAAUCAUAACUCCUAAAACCCAAGGUCUUGUGUGUAACAACAUUCAGAAUUCUUCUGUGAGUCAUACUGACAGCAGAAACAAGCAAAAUGUAUCUGCAAUUUGGGUUGCUCCUCCUGAUCUGAAGCGUGUUAUCUUCAAAGCAACGGUGCUUCAUAAUUUUACAGUUUUCUGGGCUGAGGUUCAAAGCCAAAUUCUUGUAUCCUCCAGUCCACCAGUUUUAAUGUCCUCAAAAGAAGUGUGUGGUGCACAGAAGUUCUGUUUCAGUAUCCCUGGAGGAUGCAGUCCACUUGACCCAGAAUGUUACUUUAUGAAAUCAGAGGCAAUUGAGAGUGGUGCUUUCAGAUUUGAAAUGAGUGGACUUUCAGAUGGAUACGUAGCUAUUGGCUUUUCUGAUGACACUAUUAUGGGCAAUGAUGACAUCUAUAUUUGUGGUAGGAAUGAUUCAGAUCACGUUGAUGUUCAACAUGCCUUCUCAACUGGACGUACUACUCCAAGUAUUAAACCUCUGGAGAAUGUGGAAAUUUUGGAAACAUCCUUUAAGAAUGGAAUCAUCAGAUGUUCUUUCAUUUCAAGAAAUGCCAUCUCAACUCAGUCAAGAACCAGUGACAGCUUGUAUUAUGUAUUUUUGGCUUAUGGGCCAUCAUCUGCUGGGAAGAUACUGAAGCAUUCAAGAACACCCUUCAUCACUAAACAGAAGGUGAACAUUUCAAGUUCUGGAACACAAGGUGGCUCCCAGUCUACACCCUUGAUUAUUAAGGCUCAUGGGGCUCUCAUGUUGGUUGCUUGGAUGACCACAGGCAGCUUAGGAAUGGUAUUUGCUAGGUACUUGAAGUCCAUUAAAAAGCCUCUUCUGGGAAAAGAUGUUUGGUUUCAGAUUCACUUUUGGAUGAUGUUGCUAACUGUAGCUGCAGCAAUAACUGCUUUCAUACUGGCCUUUGUAGCAAGAAAAGGAUGGAGUAGUGGUGCAGAAGUUCAUGCCAUUAUUGGAUGCAUUGUUAUGAUUCUGUCUUUCUUUCAGCCACUGAUAGCUUUUUUCCGUCCUUCUCCUCAAAAUAACAGGCUUGUAUAUCAUACAUUCAAUAAGAAUACAUUACGUCAAAGCUAUUUGGAAAAGAUGGAGAAGAACCAGGAAACUCCAGCAGGUGCAGAAAUGUACCAUGGUGCUGCAGUGAAGCAGGAAAACCCCCAACUUCUCAAAAGCAUUGAACCCAGCUCAGAUAAUGCGUGUGAAACUGGUCUUUGUAAUAUGGAAGCAGAAACACUUAGACACAGUGUUUUGCAUUGCAUCAACAGGAGGUUCAUUUUUAAUUGGUUUCACAUGCUUAAUGCAUUAGUCAUCAAAAUAUUGGCAGAUGCUGACCUAUUUUUGGGAUUAAAAAUGCUCAGCUCUCCUAACCACUGGAUGGUUAAAACCAUGGGCGGCUUUGUAGGUUGGGAGGCACUGAUAGCCAUUGCACUGGAUGUAAAUCUCUGGUUGAAAAAGAGAGAAAUUUAUGACGAUUCACAAGCAAAGGUGAAAAGUGAAAUAUUACUACUGCUAAUAUAUCUAUGUGGCAGUCUGGGAUUUGUAAUAGCCCUUCUUGUGGGUAUUGGAAAAAGUUAACAUGGUGGAAGAAUGAAAAGUUUUGCUACUCACUUAUAUCACAAAAGGAGAUGAUAGACCAUUCUAAUUUCCUCAGUUCAGCUUCUAGCAGUAACUAUUGAGUACUUACUGAAAAGACAGUGGUUAAGAGUACUGCAUAAUUUU